Molecule: messenger RNA, 804 nt
Organism: Aspergillus vadensis CBS 113365
Lineage: Eukaryota; Fungi; Ascomycota; Eurotiomycetes; Eurotiales; Aspergillaceae
Product: kinase-like protein
Exons: 4
Coding region: 1-804 (267 amino acids)
Biological process (GO): intracellular signal transduction; protein phosphorylation
Cellular component (GO): cytoplasm; nucleus
Molecular function (GO): protein serine/threonine kinase activity; ATP binding
Source: RefSeq, a predicted model, not a curated record
AUGGGUAUGAGUGCAGAUACCCUCCUGCAAAAAUACAUCCCUGGGAAAAUUAUGACUCUGGACGAGAUGAAGUCUUGCAUCAGGCAGCUAUUGAUCGCUCUGGACUUUCUGCACUCUGCUGCUCAUAUAGGCACACCGAACUUGCUUCUCCCUGUCCCAGAUACUAAGACACUCGAGGAUCUCGAAGAGCGGGAAGUCAAUGGUCCAUCACCUAGAAAGGUGCUCAAAGACAGAACGAUCUACCUAUCUACUGUCUACAACCCCGGAUGGAGUGGUCUACCCCUACUAUGUGAUUUCGGCGAAGCCCGCUUUAGUGAUGUCGAGAACAGUGACGACAUUAUGCCGAAUAUGUACAGAACGCCUGAAGUCGUUUUGAAAGAGAACUGGGACUAUAAGGUCGAUAUUUGGAACGUUGCUAUGGUGGUAAGAUACCCUCUCAAAAAAUACCCUCGCCACAUGUUCGACGGCAGAAACGCAGAUGGCAUCUUCGAUGACCGAGUGCAUCUUGCGGAGAUGAUGGCACUCAUGGGGCCCCCUCCGGCUAGUUUCCGCGAGCGGUGCAAACUGGCUUAUGUUUUCUGGGAUGAACAGGGAAGUUGGAAGGACUUGGCGCCGAUUCCGGAAAUUUCUCUGGAAAGUUUAGGUGCCGAUAUUCCAGGGGAGAAUAAAGAGGGACUCUUCCGGUGGCUUCGGAAGGCCUUGCAGUGGAAUGCAGAGGAUCGACCGACUGCGACAGAAUUCUUGUUCGAUGAGUGGUUGAUGGAGGGGCUCAUACGGCCGAAUACUGAGGAGACGAAGUCAUAA